Messenger RNA from Anthostomella pinea, 1083 nucleotides. NCBI's taxonomy places the organism in Eukaryota, Fungi, Ascomycota, Sordariomycetes, Xylariales, Xylariaceae. The record is from the annotation of a GenBank genome assembly.
AUGACUGAGUUGCCAAAGGAUUCAGGCAUCUCCUUCACGCCGUUCUUCGGCCGCUGCAAGCUACCCGCCAGCGUCAGAGACAAGUGUGACGCCUUCGUCAAGGCACGCUUCCCAGAACAGGCCAUCCGGCCUGCGCCAUUUCAGGGUUACUGCUCGUAUACGCUAUUCGUCGGCGAAGACACCGUCGUCCAAUUCAGGCCCUCGGCCCACAAGCUAGACCCUGAGAUCACGACAGUGGCUUGUCAGGUCUUUGGGCAUCUAGCUCCCGAGACCGAAUCUAUGGGAGAACUGGGCGACACCGGCCUGCAUGUCUUUUCCAUGAGGAAGAUCCCAGGCGUGUCUCUCUCAGAUCUUCGAGCGGAGCCCGACCCUCUGAAGCUGAGGUCACAGAGGGAACAGAUCGUGCGAGACUUUGCUCGCUUGCAAGCCACGAGCUGGAAGCAUGGCAGAGCCGCCGCGACCAUCAAGGAUAAGCGGACUGUGGGAUCAUCGCUACGGUGGCGUCUGGAACUGAUGGCCGCUACACUGCCCCUGCGGUUUCGCGGUACUGCCAGGUCGCUCCUCGUCGAGCUGGCAAGCAUCGAACAUCUGCCCUGGACGUUUAGUCACGGCGACUUCCUCCCCGCAAACGUCAUGAUCUGUCUCGACUCCGGGAAGCUGCUCGGCUUGCUGGACUGGGCUGAGGCAGAGUGGCUACCGUUCGGUGUCGGUAUGUACGGCCUAGACGAGCUACUGGGCGAGGAGAGGAACGGAGAUUUCGUAUACUACCCCGAAGCCAGGCAGCUCCGCACGCUGUACUGGAGAGAGCUCUUGCUCGCUAUCCCAGAGCUUGCCAAGGACGCCGGGAGAGUGGCGGUGGUCAGGAAGGCACAACUCCUCGGCGUACUCUUGUGGCACGGCAUUGCGUUCGACGAUGGGAAACUCAAUCGUGCGGUUGGGGAAGGGAGGGAUGACGAGGAGAUCAAGAAGCUUGAUGCGUUUCUGUCGCCUUCGAAACACCGUCCCAACAAAUUCCGACAUAUACAACCGUUUUUGCUGUCGCACUUUACACUUCUUCGUGGCUAUCUGUUUGGAAAGGCCUGA